GUCUGUAAAAAAAGAGAACCAUAUUACUUUCAUCAAAGCCUGAAUAAUGACAAAGUUAACGAUACUCCCGUGUCAUUAUAAUUAAGGUUAGAGGUAUUAUACGCUGAGCGUUAAAUAUAUUCUUCGUCUACACUUUCGAGCUUGCUCUAAAUAGCGUACUGGAAUCUCCUGGCGAUUCGAAACGCAUCUACGCAUUCCGUUCCGAGUGACAAGUACCUGGAAACCGAGACGCCAGUUAUCUCGUGGAUAAUUUUCGUAACUAGUCGUAAUAAUGCUAAUAAAGAUGUUUGUAUUCAAAGCAGCACACCGUGUAUUCAUUUAUGUAUCGGACAAAAAUAUAAAAAAAUAACAAUUAUAGAAAAUUUCAUAAAUAAAGUAAAUUAAGACAAUUUAUACGUUCGAACUAAUAGUUUCUUAACAUGUAACUGAAAGUAUUGUGAAAAUUUAAGUAUAAUUAUUAGAUUAUUAUACAGUUACAUCAUAGAUAAGUAAUAAUAAAAGACUAAUGUCACUAAUUUAUCUAAACGAUUACAAAAUUUAUCGAUAAUAUUAGCACAUGCGUCUAAGAAACCUUCAAAACCUUCGUUACCAAAAUGACUAUUGGAACAGCGAAUCGCAGCAAAAUAUUUGUAAGACGAUCUGAAAUCACUAAAAUCGCGGUGUUAUAUUACUUAUAUCGUUUCCUUUUUAUAGUAUGCAAGGCAUUACAUGCAGAUGGUUUAUUUCAUAUAAUUUGUAUGAUUGAAAUUUUGAUAUUUUCAUAUCAAUUUAUGGUUGUAAUUUUAAAUUAGAAAAAAGAAGUAUUAUUAUUUUAAAUAAAUAAUGUAUUUGAUAUUUGGAAUAGAAUUGCAAAAUGCAUCUCAUUUGAAUAACCUGUAUUUUUACUAAAAAAGCGAAACAUGUUAGAACAGAUAUUUUUAAAUUAAUGUUUGUAUUAGUGAAAAGAUUCUAUUGGUUUCUAUAUUAGGUGGUAGUGACAAAAUCCGUAAUCACUCAGUUGCCAACCCAAUAUAUAAAGUAAAAUAUUUCGGGCUGCUUUUGAAACAACGAUAUCCGAUGAUAUCGCAAUUAUUAAAGUACACUUUUACCGAAUGAUGUUCCCUUUCGUGAUUGUCUCGUUGACUAUCUUAAUUAGUAUGGCUUCAUUUUACAUGUGUAAGGCACACUCAACACGGAUAUGAAAAUCGAUUAAAUUAAUGACACAUGAUCGAGUACAAGAUAAACUGUAAGAUAUAAAUGAUCCAUGAUUAUUUCAUUUAAUACCGUUAAAUUCGUGUUAAGCACUUACAUUCUACAUAUAAAUAUUAUUGAAUAUUAUUUCCUUUGACAAAUCAAUGAAAUUUUUAACAUGAUGUACAAUAAACAUUAUUUCAUUGAGUACUUAUUUAAAACAAAUCUUGAUGUUGUAACAUAAAAUUAAUAACAGUCUUUAUCUUCUGGUUUUUUCAAAUCCUUCAAAAAGAUGACUCACCAUGGAACGUAUGGUUAUAUUUCUUUUUACUGUCCUCAAUCAGUCAUUCUCCUAUGUUACUGAAUACAUACACGUUUGUCACAGUCAUGUCUGGCAUACAUUUCUUUUACGAGUCAGUAGAACGAACAGAAAAUGCUGUCAGAAUUUUCCCUUUUAUCUCACGUGCGAUCUAACAUGAAUAACAUUUUUUGAAUUCUGCUUUCAUUAAAAAAAGGGAAAACAGAAAAAGAUACAUAUUUCUUGACCUUGAACUAUGCAAAUAUAUCUUAAUACAUUACCUACAUACGUAGUACGUAUGUAUGUAAACACUUAGUUACUUGGAGUUUUCUCAUGUAGUUGAAGUUUGACUCAGUGUACCAUGACUUAUUGUUAGUGCGCUCGGUUCUCACGCUUUUGUCGGUCUCUAAGCUGUAUUAACGCUGCAUAUUCAUUAAAUCACAUUCACAUAGAUUGUAAACUCAUUGCUCCGUAAAGUUAGGAGAAGCGUUCUUACCGGUACAAAAUAUUGUUAUCUCUUUCUUCCUUGGAGGAGAAGCUUGCCGUUAGUUCACCGGUCAAGAAUGUUAAAAGGAUAAAACGAAGAUCGUGUUACUUUUCAUUUCAUCUUUUUAUUCGCGAACGGUCUUACUCACUUAAGGUCGAACUAGACUGCUUCGAAGAGAUAUUUUUCAGUAACGACCGGUUUUACUGGCGAGGUAGUCGGCGAUUAAAGGAGCUCGGGCAUCCCUCCGUUCUCGUUGUUCACCGAGCUUCGGCUCCAAUCUGGCCGAUAACGAAGGAUGGUAAGCUCCCGUUCGCCUGGUGUAAAUGUCUCGCCAGCUAACAGCGUGGCUACAUCACGUGUCGUCGUGUCUGACAGUGACGUAGCUCGUGAUGGUGACGCCAUCUUACCGAGCACCCGCCAAUCAUAUCGCGUGGAGGACGAGGGUGGUCACGUAAACGGAGCUCCUGGUGCCGUCGAAUGGAGCCAAAGCGGUCCGCCCUCGCUUUCUAUGUCCGUCGACCUGCAUAAUCUCAUCAAUCCGAAUCUCCAAGACUCCGGGCAUUAUUCCGCUAGUCUCGAACACGCUGAUGCCUCUGCGUCAUCCUGUAACGUUAAAUCUGCGAAAAAUCACGAGGAAGAGGAAAGCUACGAGGCGUUUGGAGCCGUUGAGGGUGACGCUGAUGACGGGGUGGAAUCACCAGGUGGUAGCAGUUCUGCACCCUCACCUACAGGAAACAAUACUGUCAAAAAUCCAAGAAGCCCCAAUUCAACCAUAGGAAGGCAUUCUUGGCUACGAACGUCACUUAGACGAACUCCUCCGUGUUCCGGAAGGAAGAGACUUAGUUCCAAUGCAUUAGCAAGCCAACUUUAUCGAAGCGGCAGCUUCAAUAGCUCUGGUAGAGGCUCCAACUGUGAUCCCGCGGACGAUAUGUAUAGCGAUGUCUCCCUUGAGGAUGAUGUCAUUGAUCUCAAUCAUAGAGUUCAAAUGAUUCAAGAACAAAUGCAUGCUUUAGUAGACACUCAGUCGGUCGGGGAGGAACGGUAUGCUAGGGCAAAACAGGAAAAUGCUAUGUUACAAGCAAGAAUACUAAUGUUAGAAGAAGCUGCCAAAGAUGCUGAAACGAGGGCUGAAGAAAGACUUCAGGCGGAACAACGAAGACAUAGAGAAUGGGCAAGCCGUCUAGAACGCGAACGACAAUUGCAACUAGAAAACUAUGCCAUCAAAUUGCAAGCGAUAGAAUUAGAAGGAACUAAUUUAAGAGAUGAAAUAGGAAGGUUACGCGAACAACUCGAAAAGGUUAAGGGAGAGAAAAGUCGGUUAGAAAAUGAUCUCGAAGAGUCUAGGAGAGAAAUAGAUACCGUUCGCGAAAGUGAGCGACAAGCCAUAAGCCGGGCUAACGAAACUCACUAUCAACUUGAAGCUAUUAGAGAAGAACUUUCUAUGAAAGUCGAAGAUCAACAAAAAAUAGAGGAAUUAAUGCAAGAAGUGGCACAACUUCGGGCUCAUAAUAAAAGUUUGGAAGAAUCCCGAGAUGAAUUACAAGCUGCAGCGGCUCUGCAGGCAGGCCGUGAACUUUUAAUGUUAAACCCCUGUAAUAAUUCUACUGAAAAAGGACCUAGCCUCGCUGUAGAAUUAUUAGCUGGAAUGAACCAAGAUCAAAUGGACGAUCAGCUUCCUGAAGAUAAUGGUGGACUGUGUAGUAUAUCUGAAGUAAAACAAGCUUUAAAGGAGCAACAAGAGGUCAAUACACAAUUAAGGGCAUACAUUGAUGGGAUUUUAUUGAACAUAGUUGAAAACUAUCCGCAAUUACUAGAAGUGAAACAAACUCAUUGAACUAUUAUACAAAUAGACAGUUAUUGAAUUCAAUGUUAAUUGUUGAAGGCAGUUGUACAUUACUUUGUUGGAACUCUUUAUUAUUUAUAGAUUUAUACAAGCAACUUUGUCAUGGUUAUACACAAGUACCAUAUAGGAAAGCGAUUGCCGUCCAUGUGAACUUAAAAGUUUAAUAACGUGUUAUAAAUAUUGAAUUAACAAUUUUCACUGCCAUGUUACUAUUUCGGUCAUACAUUUUUAAUAUGAAAGGCAGUGAACAAAUUAAGAAGUUAAAAUAUGAAGUAGGAAAACAUGUAUAAAACUUAAUUAAAAAAUUACUGUAAGCUCUAUAUCGUCCGAAUUUUAAAAUUCGGGGCCUUGUAACGUUGCCUUUACAUAAACAGUAUAAAAUUA
Messenger RNA from Bombus terrestris (buff-tailed bumblebee), 4182 nucleotides. RefSeq names its product rab11 family-interacting protein 4A (gene nuf). The coding region runs from base 2251 to 3789 and encodes 512 amino acids. NCBI's taxonomy places the organism in Eukaryota, Metazoa, Arthropoda, Insecta, Hymenoptera, Apidae. Gene Ontology annotation, cellular component: cleavage furrow; recycling endosome membrane; midbody. Gene Ontology annotation, biological process: endocytic recycling; regulation of cytokinesis. The transcript is spliced from 10 exons. The record is from RefSeq and is a predicted model, not a curated record.